Messenger RNA from Gossypium raimondii (Peruvian cotton), 1276 nucleotides. RefSeq names its product peroxidase 17. Gene Ontology annotation, molecular function: peroxidase activity; heme binding. The transcript is spliced from 3 exons. NCBI's taxonomy places the organism in Eukaryota, Viridiplantae, Streptophyta, Magnoliopsida, Malvales, Malvaceae. The coding region runs from base 176 to 1147 and encodes 323 amino acids. The record is from RefSeq and is a predicted model, not a curated record. Gene Ontology annotation, biological process: response to oxidative stress; hydrogen peroxide catabolic process.
GUAUCCCUUGUUAAAAAGAUUUAUUAUAUAGAAACCAACCAACACUAUCAUAUCCCACCCACAGCUCCAUGAUAUAAUACAUUCAACAAGUUUAAGAAGCCAUUCAGAAAAACCUAAGUUGGUCUAUUAAUUUCAGACAAACCCAUCCACCCUAGUCCCUCCCCUCAAAAAAAAAAUGUCUCUCUAUCCUUCAGUGCUGUUUGUCCUACUAGUGACAAUGGCGGCCGCAGAGACUCUCCGACCAGGGUUUUACGCUCAAACAUGUCCAGAAGCGGAAGCGAUAGUGAGAUAUGAGAUGAUGAAGGCCAUGAUUAGGGAACCGAGAAGCGUUGCCUCCGUCAUGCGCUUUCAGUUCCACGAUUGUUUCGUUAAUGGUUGUGAUGCUUCUUUGCUGCUAGAUGAUACGCCAAACAUGCUUGGGGAAAAACUAGCUCUUUCCAAUAUAAAUUCGCUAAGAUCAUUCGAGGUUGUGGAUGAGGUGAAGGAAGCCUUGGAGAAGGCUUGUCCGGGCGUCGUUUCUUGUGCGGAUGUCAUAAUCAUGGCCGCCAGAGAUGCUGUUGCUCUCGCAGGGGGGCCCGACUGGGUGGUGAGGCUAGGAAGAAAAGAUAGCUUGACAGCCAGUCAAGAGGAUUCCGACAACAUAAUGCCAAGCCCAAGAGCUAACGCAACUUCUCUCAUCGAUCUCUUCACCAAAUUCAAUCUAUCCGUCAAGGAUCUGGUAGCCCUCUCAGGCUCACACUCCAUUGGAGAAGCAAGGUGUUUCUCAAUCAUGUUCAGGCUCUACAACCAAUCAGGCUCCGGCAAGCCUGACCCUGCCAUCGAACCAUGGUUUAGAGAAAAGCUUGACAAGCUUUGCCCACUUGGUGGAGAUGAGAAUGUGACCGGAGAUCUGGAUGCAACACCCAAGCUGUUCGAUAACCAGUAUUUCAAGGACUUGGUUGCAGGGAGAGGGUUUCUGAAUUCGGAUCAAACCCUGUUCACAUUCCCACAGACCAGAGAGUAUGUGAAGCUAUUUAGCAAGGAUGAAAACGAGUUUUUCAAGGCAUUCGUAGAAGGAAUGUUGAAGAUGGGUGAGUUGCAGUCGGGGAAGGGUGGUGAGAUAAGAACCAAUUGCAGGGUGGUGAAUAGUCAGGCUUUGGAUGUAUAACUGGAAUCUUGAAGGAGGUACUUUGAUUGUGUACUUGAAGCUGCUAUUAAUAGAUUAUAAAAUUUCAAUGAGAACUGAGAUUAUGACGGACAUUAAUGAAAAUGAACUUGAAAUAGGGAAUUAUGCAAA